Molecule: messenger RNA, 1009 nt
Organism: Chlamydomonas reinhardtii
Lineage: Eukaryota; Viridiplantae; Chlorophyta; Chlorophyceae; Chlamydomonadales; Chlamydomonadaceae
Exons: 5
Coding region: 128-859 (243 amino acids)
Source: RefSeq, a predicted model, not a curated record
GGGCGCAUCGUGGGCGUUGAUCCCGGCGUAGGCGACUACCUGGUGGCCUGUGUCGGGUCAAUGCCAGGCUUCUCACCGCACAGCUACAGUGGCCGGCCACGAGCCGCGCACGUCUGGCGUGGCCCAGAUGGCCAGGCUCCUGGGCCUGCCCAGCCCCCACUGCAGCGACGGCGGCGACGGCAACAGCGGCGAUGGCAGCGGCAGCAGCGGCGGCAGCGGCGACAGCAGCGACGGCGUCGGCGGGGGCAGAAACGGAGGUGGCGGCGCAAGGCGGGCGGGAGGUGGAAGGGCAAGAGGCCAGACAGGCCGUCGGCUGUGGCUGCAGGCACGGCUAAAGGAGCAGCCGGCGCUCAAGCGCUGUCAGUGGGGCCAGCGGCGGUGGCGCCUGACUGUCCAUGUGCGGACGCAGAAGGUGCUGGAGCACACGGCGCAGCAGCUGGCUGGUGGAAGGCCCAAGGAGGAGGUCAUUGUUGGCUGGGGCAACGCCAACACUGGCUAUGGCGGUUGCAUCAGCAGGUUGGGGCGGGGCCCAAACCGGGCACUGCUCCGCCUGCUGGUGGACAAGUACGCGCACCUGGUGGUGUACGUGGACGAGUUCUACACAUCGCAGGGACGUGACGUCAACUCCGCAACCAACAUCCGGCACGCGCUGGUGGAGAUGCUGCUGGGGCACAAGCGACCUGCAUCGCUGCAGACUGGCGGCGGCGGCGGCGGUGGCAGCGGCGGCGGCGGCAGCGGCGGCGGCGGCAGCGGCGGCGGCGGCAGCGGCGGCGGCGGCAUGACAAGUAGUGCGGCUGUUGAGAACUGUGCUGUGCCUGGCUGCGGUUGGCUCUGCUGUGGCAUCGCGACUACUAGAUAGGCACCUGGUUUGGCUAUGUGCCUGUGGAAACCGACCCCGGCUAUGUCCGGGCGAUGAGGUUGUUCGGCCUCAGACUGUGGAGGAGCUCAGCCCCUUUUCCCGUGACCGGGGAACACUUGUCUGCCGCCCUGUCUAGAUACCUGAUCCUUA